Messenger RNA from Laccaria bicolor S238N-H82, 678 nucleotides. RefSeq lists its product as uncharacterized. NCBI's taxonomy places the organism in Eukaryota, Fungi, Basidiomycota, Agaricomycetes, Agaricales, Hydnangiaceae. The record is from RefSeq and is a predicted model, not a curated record. The transcript has 2 exons. The coding region runs from base 1 to 678 and encodes 225 amino acids.
AUGACUUCCAUCUACGCUGUACCUGAAGAACAUCUCCAAGGCGUGCUGCCCACCCUGGCAACUGCAAAAAACAUUGUCCCACGGAUUGUUGCGCUGGUCAAGGCGUGUCGGGAAUGGUAUGGGAAGCAGUUUUCCACGGCAGAUGACGAGGAAAAGAGGAACAGGGAGCUUGGGUUGCGAAGGGUCAUGAUCACCUACCUACGUGCGAUACACGUCAUUGGAGAGUGUGAGGACAUUGAACUUCCUCCGUUGAUGGACCGCAUUUGCGAGGAAGUCUUAGGGAGCAAAUCCAGGGAGUUCAAUUGGCAGGUUUUGGAAGACCCCUCCCCAGAGCCAGCGGAUGAAUUCGAGGAGCUAGACGUCCUCAUGAGCGAGUGGCUUUCGGCAGAGCCAUCUGAUCCCAAGGGGAAAGGAAAGGCUAAGGAGACUUCCGAGAUUGCAAAGCCUGGGGGUGGUUCGGAGACUGGGAAGCCAAAAGGCAAGGGUCAUGGGCAAAAGCAUAAGGCGGACGUUUCGGUGGAAGAGGGCAAGGACGUGGUGCAGGGGAAGAAGGUGAAGAUUCAGGCUGGAGGGAGCGAAGCGGGACCAGCUCUGCCUCACGACGACAACGACGAUGAUGAGGCGGACUAUGGGGUCGGUCCUGGACCGCAACUGGUCCGGGACCGACCCAGAUAUUGA